CCUUGGGAGUGGGAGGAGACUUGCGGAUGUCUUUCAACGUGGUUCAUCUCCUUCAGUCAGUGUGCUUGUAGCUGCCUACCGGCAAAUCCGCUUUUUCACAGCUUCGGUCACCAGCUUCGGUCCAGUAGUUAAACCAUGAAGAUCUGGACAUCAGAGCAUAUAUUCAACCAUCCUUGGGAGACGGUGACCAAGGCUGCUAUGCAGAAGUAUCCCAACCCCAUGAACCCCAGUGUGAUUGGAGUGGAUGUACUGGACAGAAACAUCGACAAACAGGGACGCCUCCACAGUAAAAGACUGCUCAGCACAGAGUGGGGUCUUCCGUCUAUAGUCAAAUCUAUCAUCGGUAACACACGAACGUGCACAUAUGUUCAGGAGCACUCGAUUGUGGAUCCCAGAGAGAAGACUUUCGAACUUCAGUCCACAAAUAUCACUUUCACAAACAUGGUGUCUGUGGAUGAGCGGUUAACAUACAAGCCACACCCUGAGGAUCAAGACAAAACAAUACUUACUCAGGAGGCUAUCAUCUCUGUGAAAGGAGUCAGUCUCAGCAGCUACUUGGAAGGAGUUAUGGCCAGCACCAUCUCAACCAAUGCUGGAAAGGGCCGUGAAGCCAUGGAGUGGGUAAUCAGGCGACUGAAUGCAGAAAUCGAAGAGUUGGCAGCCACAGCACGCGGGACCAUACGCACUCCCAUGGCUGCUGCCGUCACAGAGAAAUGACACCUGCCUCUCCUUUCUGGAAGAGUCUGAGACAAAGUGCAUGUCGGUACAACCUGCCUCCCUUUAUGAUGCUCUGGUGCUGUUUUGAUACUCUGGAGUUUUUGUAUUAUUUAAGGGUACAAUUCAGUCAUUUCAUAUACUUUACUAUCUACAUUAGAUAUAUUUUUUAAUACCAAACAGCAACAUAAAGGGAUUCCGUGGAGUGUUUUCAGGCGAUGCAGCAUUGCUGGACCACAAGGUUGGAGAGACGUGGGGAAGAAAAGUGUGUUGCAUGUUCAGGGACAGAACCACUGUGUUUGGAAACAGCAUUGAAGCUUUGGCAAAGAGGUGCCAGAGCACCUGGUGAACUGAAAACACAAGAAAAGCGCCAAAGUGCAAAAACACUUCUUUUUUUUGUCCAGCCCCUUGAAAGCACCUUUACCAGCUGUGGUUUCACCUGGUCAAAAAGACAUCAAAAUGCCAGCAAGUCUUGUCUCACAUGAACUCUGUGUUUACAGACAGAGUGACAGGGCUAACCGUUAUGGUGAGGGGUUUAUACAUGAUUGUGACAGGAUGACAGAAAACAAUGCCUUGUUAAGGCAGGGAUCAAGUACAAUGCAUGUCAGGGUGGUUUCAGGUGUCAGAGAGUAAAUGGUUGGGUUGAUUAACACGAUAUUGAAAUGUUUCACCAUCAGGUUUAUUUGUAUAGGAAAGCCAUCUCAAUGUUUUCUUGCAGGACCUCAGCAAUAACAAGACUCUCUGUAUUUUGUUAUUAUGUGAUGACUAAUAUUGUUAUUAAAGUAUUUAAGUGAAGGGAUCAAAAUAAUUUUCAUAUUAGGUGGAAGACCUUCUCAAAUGUUGAGUUAGUUCCAUACUGUAGCUAAACCUGUUUGCUGAACUCAGACAGUUUUAUCAGUAAACAGUCCUCAGCAUGUCUUCUCUGUAUAUUUGUGCACUUACAAAUUAAUAUAUUUUAACAUAAAAAGCUGCUAAACAUGCUGACAGUACUGAUAAUCUGUGGAUAUUCUGGUAUCACCCUUUAAGAGAGUAAAUGUGGUUACAGUUUGCAUUUGAGGUGGUCUUCAUAUAAUGGACAGCUGUUUGGUGAUGGUGAAAGCUUUAGUUUCUUUUAAUAUAUUUCUUUUUUUUUAUUACCUGUAACAGGAAUAUUUAUUGAAGAAAUGGUUGGUAGUGAAGUAGUGAGGUGUGAUAUCAUCUUUAGUUAAAAAUUGUAAAUUAUGCAUUUUGUACCUCUAGGUAAAAACAAAACAAAUGGGUUUACCAAGUUCAAAAUGUGACAAUAAAAUGAAACGUUUUAA
Scatophagus argus is the source of this 2015-nucleotide messenger RNA. It is a transcript of the gene prelid3b, whose product is annotated as PRELI domain containing 3. Lineage: Eukaryota; Metazoa; Chordata; Actinopteri; Scatophagidae. Gene Ontology annotation, cellular component: mitochondrial intermembrane space. The coding region runs from base 136 to 717 and encodes 193 amino acids. Gene Ontology annotation, molecular function: phosphatidic acid transfer activity. The transcript has 6 exons. Gene Ontology annotation, biological process: phospholipid transport. The record is from RefSeq and is a predicted model, not a curated record.